Rhopalosiphum maidis (corn leaf aphid) is the source of this 1621-nucleotide messenger RNA. Its product is annotated as UDP-glucuronosyltransferase 2C1-like. Lineage: Eukaryota; Metazoa; Arthropoda; Insecta; Hemiptera; Aphididae. Gene Ontology annotation, molecular function: UDP-glycosyltransferase activity. The record is from RefSeq and is a predicted model, not a curated record. The coding region runs from base 1 to 1620 and encodes 539 amino acids. The transcript is spliced from 4 exons.
AUGUGGAACGUCCGCAGCUACCGCAACGACAGCACCGCAGCUGGCCGGCCGUUCGCCGCCGUGGCGGUCUGCUGCUUGCUGUCGUCGGUGGCCGGCCCGUUGGCGCCGCGGCCAGUCGACGGCGUGAGGGUGUUGGCCGUGGAAACGAUCGCGGGCAAGAGCCACUGGAACUUCAUGCGGGCCGUGCUCAGAUCGCUCACGGACGCCGGGCACGCGGUCACCGUGUUCACGCCGUUCCCGGACGGCGAGCGGGACAACUACACGGAGGUGGACACGUCCGCGGCGUUCCGCAUGAAGCUCGACGUGGACCUGGCCGAGGUGCUGGAGAAGUUCGUCCGGCCGUCGUCUAUACUGCCGCUGAUCGUCACCGUCAGCCGGUCGCUGUGCGACGCCAUAUUCCAGGACGACCGGAUGAAGGCCGCGAUGCGACCGCGCGCCGACGGCGCGGACGGCGGCGGCGACUACGACGUGGUCAUCGUCGAACCCAUGGGUUCGGAGUGCGUCUCGCACGCGGCCACCGUUAUGGGGCUGCCGCUGGUGUUCGUCGUCCCGUCGCCGAUGAUCAGCCACUUCGAGGGCGCGUUCCUGGGACACGUCCCGAACCCGGCCGUCGUGUCCCACUUUAUGGCCGACCACGCGGUGCCCCGAUCGUUCGUUCAACGGUUCGGCAAUGCUAUCCUGUUGGCGUACAGCGUGUUCGCAGUCCGGUACACUGAGUGGUCGCAAAAGCGCGACGCCGCCACAGCGCCGAGACCGUACGAUGUACUGGCACCCGUCCACCCGUCCGCGGUGUUCGUCAACAGCCAUUUCGCCACCGAAGCCUCCAGGCCCACACCGCCGAACUUCGUGCACGUCGGAGGACUGCACUUGGAAAAGCCUAAGAGCUUGCCGCACGAUAUAUUAGAAUUCAUCAACGAGUCAUCUAAUGGAGUAAUUUACUUUACUUUUGGUUCGGUCGUGAAAAUGUCAACAAUGCCGGAUUAUAUUCAAAAAUCAUUUAAAGAUGCAUUAGCUCAAGUCCCUCAAAGAGUUUUGUGGAAAUAUGAAGGUGAAAUGGAAGAUGUACCACCGAACGUGAUGAUAAAAAAAUGGUUUCCUCAACGUGACAUACUUUUGCACCCUAAAGUAAAAUUAUUUAUCAGCCAUGGAGGUAUAUCUGGAGUUUAUGAAACUGUGGACGCUGGCGUUCCAGUUCUCGGAUUUCCGUUAUUUUAUGAUCAACACAGAAAUAUUGCCAAUUUAGUUGAUGCUGGAAUGGCGAUUUCUAUGGAACUAUUAUCUGUAUCUACAGAUAUUGUUUUAAAUUCUAUUUUGGAACUGAUUAACAAUGAAAAAUACUCUAUAAAUGCUAAAAUCACAUCUGAACGAUUUAAGGAUCGACCGAUGUCGCCAGAAAAAUUGAUUGUUUAUUGGACUGAGUAUAUACAUCGUCACAAAGGAGCAUCACACUUGAAAUCACAUGCACUUAAUUUAACGUGGUACCAAUACUUUCUUUUAGACGUGAUUGCUGCAAUAUUAAUUUUAAGUUUGAUAAUUUUGUUUGUGUGCUAUACCAUUAUUAAAAUUAUUUACAAGAACAGCCUAAAGUAUUUGUAUAAUUUUAAACCAAAAUCUGAGUAAC